AUGGCUACAACAAUCACGUAUAAUGCCCCGACCGAUGACGAUACAAGACCAAUAAUUCACACACAAGCUGAACAUCACUAUCUGUUAGGUCCGCCUGCAAAAAUCUUCAAACCACUUCCACCAACUAUCAUUCAAUCGAUUGAGACUGAACGACGACAACAACAACGCCGUAAUCAAGUAUCGCGUUCAACAGUAGAUAUUUUCCUCAAUAAGCAAUCAUCAAUCGACACCACCGAUGACGAUCUCGACGAAACAAAUCGUACACCCGUCAAAUCGCCUCAACUUCCUCGUCAUCAAAGACGUCUAAAACUAGCAGCACGUGCCAGACGUUCGCCAUCGGAUAUUCGCGUCACACUCUAUCCCGAUGAAAACGUCAGUGUCCACGAAAGUCUUACUCUUAGUCAAUCAGAAGUAUCGAGUCCACCAGAACGUCAAAAUGAGCUCCGACAAUCUGAUCCAUCACUCACCAAUGGUAAAGCAAUGAAAGCAAAUGCAACCGAUUAUAUACGCCGAACUAUUCUUGAUCAUCGUUUUAGCCGUCGAAUUCAUUCCUCAUUUUCGUCUUCGACAACCUUACGUUCGUUAAGUCGACGUCGUUCCACAGAAAAACUUUCGCCUCGCUCGUCAACGAACGCUCCACGCAAUCGUCGACAUCCGCAUCAUUUACCGCGUAAUUCCAAAUGGCACAUUGUUCGUCAUCGUUUACACGAUAUCGCGAUGAUGAGCGAUUCCUACGCACGAAUGAAAGUGCUCGAGCAAGAUUUACGUUGGGUGAAUUUACGUGAAAAGAUUCGCGCACAGGUGUUCGACAUACGCGAGAUGAAUCUUCUACGCCAACAAGAUGAUGGUUUAAUCGCGAAAAAGAAAACCCAAAAGACACGAUUCGAUUUGAAAAACAUUCCUGUAAGCGAAGUCGUUCAUGUUGAACGCGACGGACGAGUUUUUUCGAUGAGUACUCGUGAUCUUGUUCUUGGGCGUUUACUUGACGCUGAAGAUAUACAAUUAGAUACAUUUGCUCAAUUGGACGCUCGUCGACAAUUUCAAGUACAACAACAUUUAUUAAAACAACAAGAGGGAAGGACUCGCUUGAAAAAACAUAUCGCUUUCUCAUUUUGUUUGUGCAAUUUAUCAUUUAUUGUUCUUAUGUUUGCUGCAAUGUUCAUUUUUGCUAUGAAAACAAUACUCGAAUUGAGAUCAAGUCAGUUCCGUUGA
Molecule: messenger RNA, 1212 nt
Organism: Adineta ricciae
Lineage: Eukaryota; Metazoa; Rotifera; Eurotatoria; Adinetida; Adinetidae
Source: the annotation of a GenBank genome assembly